AUGCUUAAGAGUCGCCAUCGUAUUGCCCUAUUUAUUUGCUUCUUGAUUUUUAUUCAAGCAGCCCAUUAUUUUUUUAGUCUACCAGGAACAAUUAUCCCAGUAAAAAUAAUAAAUUCUCGAAGGACAUCAUUGAAUGAACGAACGACAGAUAUUGAAAAACUUUUCACAUAUGUCGUCAAGAACCCGACAAUUAUCAAUAAUGCAUCCACCUCAAACGAAUCAAUACGAGGAGUAAAUGUAUUUGCUGAAGGUACAUUUGCAAUUUCAAUUAAUUUUACAAAACCUGAUCCAGUUGAAUAUCGUUCUUUACCGAUUUGCAAUUUUUCUACAUCAAAUAAUGAUUCGUCUGUGUAUAAAGUGGCCAUUAACAAAACUAUUUAUUCAUUGGAUGUUAUCGAACAACAUCAUGGUACUGAUUUACAUCUAGGUGGACAUUAUUUUCCGAAAACUUGUCAAGCUCAACAACGUUUAGCCAUUAUUGUAUGCUAUAGAAAUCGUCUUUUGCAUUUAAAACUCUUUCUUCAUAAUAUACAUCCAUUUCUUCAACAACAAAAACUUGAUUAUACCAUAUUUAUUGUUAAUCAGCAUGGAAAUGAAAAAUUCAAUCGAGCCGCUUUAUUCAAUGUAGGCUAUAUUGAAGCGAUGAAGUUAUAUUCGUUUGAUUGUUUUAUUUUUCAUGAUGUCGAUCUUGUACCAGAAGAUUUAAGAAAUCUUUAUAGAUGUGGAGAACGACCAAAACAUAUGUCUGUUGCCGUUGACAAAUUCAGUUAUCGAUUACUCUAUUCGACUUUAUUCGGUGGUGUUACAGCGUUUAGUAUAUCUGAUUUUGUUAGUGCUAAUGGUUAUCCAACAGUUUAUUGGGGUUGGGGCGGCGAAGACGACGAUAUGUAUCAACGUGUUGUUAGAAAAUUAAAAAAGAAAAUCGUACGUUAUCCGAUGGAAAUAGCACGUUAUAAAAUGAUACGUUCAUUUAAUCAUACAUCAAGUGUGGUGAAUCCCGAUCGACAUGCAAUACUUUAUUCAAGAUAUAACUAUGAUCGUGAUGGAAUAAAUUCAACGACGUACAAAUUACAUGAUGUGACUUUUUAUAAAUUAUUUACGUUCGUUAAUGUCACAUUAACAGAAGAAUCGUUUGAACAAAUACGUCUGCGAUUAAAUAUUACAAGACGAGAACCAAAAAGGUCAAAGUCGCAGAAAAAGAAAGCAUAA
Rotaria socialis is the source of this 1209-nucleotide messenger RNA. The record is from the annotation of a GenBank genome assembly. NCBI's taxonomy places the organism in Eukaryota, Metazoa, Rotifera, Eurotatoria, Philodinida, Philodinidae.